Messenger RNA from Dothidotthia symphoricarpi CBS 119687, 3885 nucleotides. RefSeq lists its product as uncharacterized. The record is from RefSeq and is a predicted model, not a curated record. Lineage: Eukaryota; Fungi; Ascomycota; Dothideomycetes; Pleosporales; Dothidotthiaceae. Gene Ontology annotation, molecular function: protein binding; oxidoreductase activity. The transcript has 2 exons. Bases 176 to 3469 code for a protein of 1097 amino acids.
CUUCUAUCAUCUUUCCAAGAAUCGAAUUCUCCAUGACUGUAAAUUACACCUCCACCAACUACCCGCUUCAGAGUGCUCUGAAUUACGAGCGAGUGGUCCGUUGUGGCCGGUAGCCCGUUGGUCGGCCAUAUCAGGUGUCUCACGCGAUUUCGUUCCCUCGCCGUGGGUCGCCAUCAUGUACUCCGCCUUCGCAUCGACCACCGACACGAAUACACUCGAUGACAGCGAAUAUCUGUUCGACCAAUCUAACGAAGAUCUUCUGUCGCUGCCGAUGACCCAUGAGAGCAUACAUCUGAAAGGCGGCAUUGACCCUAUACCUGGGCUUAGUAACCUGGGGUAUGGUAGAGAAUCAGCGACGUCGUCCGUGCACUACGGCGAUUCAAACGAUACAUCGGAACUCAGUACUGGUCAUCUGAGUGGAAAAGAGGAGCGAGAGCGUUCUGGUUCAGGCGCUCUCAACAACGGAUAUGGCUCUUACUACACUCCGUCGCCGUUGCAACAUCCUUAUACACAAGGGGAGGGCAGUCACACAAAAUCGACUGCAUAUAUGAAUGGCAACGAUGCACAUAUAACUACGCUUGGGUCUACAACUUCCCGCGCAGACACUCUACCGCUGCGAGCCAAUCAUAGCUUCAUGGCGCGAACACCGCAAAGCCUGAGUCGCGAGUCCCAGCCGUCAUCAACUCCCGAACUCCCUCAGUCUCACGAACGAACGCGCUUAAUAAAAGGGAAAACAUCUGAGAUCCGAGCAAACUCCAGCAUUCCCGGGGAGCUUUCGUGGCCGGAGUUUGGACGUCAAUGCAUUCUGGCAGCAGAAAAUAGCCGGCUCAAUCCAUUCGCUUUGCAUCCUGCGGAGUACAGACUACUACGGGAACACCUCACACAGGCUCAGGUUACAAUCUACUUGAACAUCAGGAAUGCUAUCUUGAGACUCUGGCAUCGGAAUCCCAUGGUAUAUGUAUCUCUGGAAGAGGCUGCAGGUUGCGCUCGUGACAAACGCUUUUUCAGGUUAGCGAAAACAUCAUAUCUGUGGUUGCUAAGAAACGGUUACAUCAACUAUGGCUGCGUCGAAGUUCCCAAUACCGCAGGCUCUAUUGCACGAUCGAAGGCCAAGCCGAGACGUACGAUUAUUGUGAUCGGUGCCGGAAUGUCAGGGUUGGGAUGUGCUCGACAUCUGGAGGGUCUGUUUUCCCAGCUGGGCGAACAAAUGUCAAAUGAUGGCGAACGCCCACCAAAAGUCAUCCUCCUCGAGGCCCGUCCGCGGCUUGGCGGGAGGGUGUAUUCACAUCCCUUUCUUGAUCAGUCGGGCUCCACACUUCCUCCAGGACAUCGCUGUACUGCCGAGAUGGGUGCUCAGAUUGUAACAGGAUACGAACACGGUAACCCAUUGAACGCGAUCAUCCGUGGACAGCUCGGCAUUCCGUACCAUGGCCUUCGCGACAACACGAUUUUGUAUGAUUAUGACGGCACAGUUGUGGAGAGGAGCCAGGAUAUACUGGUGGAAAAGUUGUACAACGAUGUUCUAGAGCGAGCGAGUGUGUAUCGUCACAAGGCAGCGGCACACAGGACGGUCGAAGGUGAUCGAAACCUCAUGCUCUUUGGGCGAGAACCUAGCGACAACGGCGGAAUCUCCAUCGCAGAGUUAGAGGACUCCAAAGUUCCACUGCCUAUGAACACGAAGAACUCUACAUCAACAACCGAGGAGAAACCCACUACAGGCGUGGAGAAGCUUGCGGGAAGGGCUUACCAGCUCAGUGCUGGCUUCAACCCUAACAUCACAGCGGCAGAGGCAAUCCAGGGCAUGGGAUGGAAGCUGAAGCCUGGUGUAUCGAUGAUGCAGUCUCUAAAUCUGGAUCAUAUCGCGAAGACAUACGACUAUCCGGUUCUAGGACGAACAAUGGACGAAGGUAUCAGACAAUACCAGGCCAUAGUCGACAUGAAGCCUAGAGACAUGCGUCUUCUCAGUUGGCAUCAUGCAAAUCUUGAGUACGCGAAUGCCGUUAGCGUAAACCAGCUUAGUCUGAGUGGCUGGGAUCAGGACAUGGGAAACGAGUUUGAAGGAGAGCAUACGGAGGUUGUCGGAGGCUACCAGCAGGUUCCACGUGGACUGUGGCGUAGCCCCAGUGAACUCGACGUUCGCUUCAACACUCCAAUCAAGUGCAUUGACUACAGCACUGGGGAUCACCGGGGUGGCAAGGCGGUCAGGAUCGAAUCUACCAAUGGAGAGGUUUUCGAAGCGGAUCAGGUCAUCAUAACAACACCUCUCGGUGUGCUGAAGUCCGAGGCGAUUACGUUCCAGCCUCCGCUGCCCGACUGGAAGCGAGGAGUCAUCGAGCGUAUGGGUUUCGGACUGCUCAACAAGAUCAUCUUGGUUUACGAGAAAGCCUUCUGGGAGCCAGAUCGAGACAUGUUCGGUCUGCUGAACGAAGCGGAACACGAAGCCAGUCUGCGACCUGAAGAUUACUCUGCGAGACGAGGGCGGUUCUACCUAUUCUGGAAUUGCAUAAAGACGAGUGGCAAGCCUGUGCUUAUCGCACUCAUGGCAGGCGAUGCUGCUCACUAUGCCGAAAAGACGUCCAACGACCAGCUCAUCAAGGAGGUGACGGACCGACUCGACUCCAUCUUUGCCCCUAACCCCGUUCCGCUUCCGUCGGAAACGAUCAUCACUCGAUGGAGCAAAGAUCCAUUCGCGCGAGGCAGCUACUCAUUUGUUGGCCCUAAGACACGUGCGGGCGACUACGAUCUCAUGGCGCGACCUCAUGGGCCACUGCACUUUGCAGGCGAGGCAACGUGUGGCACACAUCCCGCAACCGUUCAUGGAGCUUACCUAUCUGGCCUACGUGUUGCCGCGGAGGUCAUGGAGACGAUUGUCGGGCCUAUCAAAGUACCGACUCCACUCAUCGAGAGGAGGAUCGUCAAGCCCGAGAAUACUUCCCCCUCCGUCUCGGAUCCAAAACGCAAGUCGGAAGCAGUGCCUCAGGAGAAUAGGGUGGGGCGGGUGCAACGAGACGAGGACUACGAAGCUGCUAUCAUCGGCGCCAUCCUCGAGCAGAUUGGAGAACGUCCGAUCAAACCAGGCCGUGCUGGCGUGAAUCCGUUCCUGCUCUACACCAAGGACUUUUGGUACACAUGCAAGAAGGAGUGCGACGAAAUACGGCAGGCUGCGAGUGGAGAUGCAGAAGCAAAGGCGCCGAAGCAGGAAGUCCGCCUUGCCAUUGGGCUGAGGUGGCGCACAGCAAGUGAAGAAGAAAAGAAGCCGUACCUGGAUCAGGCAACCAACGCACGAGACGAUGCAGAGGCCAACGCAGCAAGCUUCAAGGAGCGUGUUGCAGUGUGGGACGUGGAGGCUGCGCGUAUACGGCGCGAGUACAUUCUCGCGAACCCCCCACCGUCUGGGAACGAGGACCUGAUCCUGAACAGUCGCACUGCUAUCGAGCUCGGGGCGAGCAAGCGACUGCGGAGGCUGUGAGGGAAGGAUAGGGAUGUGCGUGUUUGUGUUGUAAUUCUCAAGUGUUUACAUGUGCAUGUUAUGCGUGGAUUUGCAUGUCACGGGCGUUGUGGAGGGUGGAAUCGGACCGGCUAAAAAGGGUCCAGGCAGGAACGGGACGACACGCGGCUGUCUGGUGAGAGGCGUUUGCGGGGGAUGUGGGCGCGCCGUCAGGCUGCAUGGCCCAAACAAGGCACGCGCACUCGCCACCUGUGCAGCAUUUUUUUUCAUCCAUAGAGAGAGCGGUGGUUAGGUAGAGCGGUGAGGCAGCGUGUGUGGUCUGGAUGAAGUAAUGCAUCGGUUGCUCUUGCUAGCCCUACGCAGACGGUGCCCCGGAAACGCUCUGGAAUGCUGUCGCGACCGCACAACGGGAAUGCGCUAGGACGGGCAGCCAAUCC